AAAAUUAAAAGGGGUAACUGUCCAAUCAACAAAAGCCUGGACCAGCAGCAAGGUAGUUUUAUUUUGUUAUAAAUCUCAUCUCAAGACUUUCAAUGUUCAGUUACAAUCAGAGAAACAGGGAGAGUUCUGUAAUUUGACUUUACCUUUAAUGGGCUAAAUUGUCUGGGCACCUCUCCUAAUUUUAUCAACCGGUUUUUGGUUACUGAUUGCUAGAAACUGUGCUGUGUUGGGAAAGUUCCCGGUUAAAAACUGUCUUGCAAUACUGUUUCUUAUGGGUAGUUUUUCUUUUUAAAUUACUUAGAAAACAGCUAGGCGGAUGGUAGUAGACUAGUAGUAAGUAGAACCCAAGGCCAAUGCUGCCUGUCAGCUCAACAUGAAUUUUCAUUUUUAACAAAUUUCACUUAACUAAGUCACCUUUCCAUUUCUUCUGGACGGAUUACAUUACAUCAGAUACUUUUGUCCUGGGAGAUAAAACUCCCAUACUCAUGUUGGAGGGACAAAUCAGGUGAAGUAGGUGAGUUCCCUAACUCUCUUUGUUUUCAGCAGUUGAGUUCAUUGAGCUUCAUAUUUUUUUUUAUCAGGUCGGUUUCUUUUUGGCCCUUUAAUCUCCUUUUAGCUUUCUAGGUUGAUGGGAAUGAUAUGGAUUUUCAUCUGGGUUUUAAUUGCUUUAUGUUGGAUGGUUUGCUUUAAUGGCAGAUAUGUUCAAGAAUCAACUGCAGGAACUUGCACAAAGAAGCUGUUUUAAUCUCCCUUCUUAUGCCUGCAUCAGAGAAGGACCUGAUCAUGCACCAAGAUUUAAAGCGUCUGUGAACUUCAAUGGUGAGAUCUUUGAAAGCCCAAGCUACUGCCCUACACUGAGACAGGCUGAGCAUGCUGCUGCAGAGGUAGCUCUCAGUAUUCUGUCUGCAAGGGGGCCUUCAAGGUCUCUCACUGCAAGAGUUCUUGAUGAGACCGGAAUUUAUAAGAACCUCCUUCAGGAAACUGCUCAUAGAGCUGGGCUUAACCUCCCUGCGUACACCACUAUAAGAUCAGGUCCUGGUCAUGUCCCAACCUUCACUUGCACUGUGGAGCUUGCCGGUAUGAAUUUCACGGGUGAACCAGCCAAAACGAAGAAGCAAGCUGAGAAGAAUGCAGCAAUUGCAGCCUGGUCUGCCUUGAAAAGAAUGCCAACCUUGGAUUCAUGGACAAAUAAAGAAGCCGACAAUCGUGAGGAUCAGGAUCAGGCAGUUGUGUCAAGAGUCCUCUCAAGCUUCAGGCCAAAGGAUGACAGCAAACAAUUUAGGAGGAGGGAUUACAACCAAGGAAAAAGAAGAGUGGUCAGGGGUAACAGGGACAUCGGGGCUCCAUUUUCUUCCACCUCUGGUAACUCUCUGAUUCAUCAACAAUGGAGGCUUAUGGAUCUCUUAAUGGAUUCAACCUUGGAUGGUUCAACACAAAAACAAAACAGCUUUGUAUCUCUCCUUCCUCCACCCCCACCUAGAACAGCUUCAAAGAUCUUACCACCAACUCCACCAAGGGACAGUCCAUUUAACCAUUCAUCUAAUAGACCUAUUCUGCCUCCUCCACUUGAAGAACAUCUAAAGGAUGAGGAAGAAUGGCUUGGUGUCAAACAAGAUCGUGUCAUCAACAAGUACAUUGAAAAGGAAGGUUCAAGUUCUAGCAAUUUAGUUUCAAAUAGUAACGUCUCUGGGGCAAAUACUAGUAGUAGUACUUCUAUAUACAGGCCAGUUCCGAUAUCCAGUACUGGGAAACCCAAUACUUGCAAGCAUGACAGCGCAACAAGAACUGAAGCAAACCAGAUUAUCAGCAGGAUUUUUGGGUCUCCAAAUCCAUCGCAAAUGACACCAACUUCUGUCAAGACACCUACAAUGGCCCGGAACAUGUACACUGGAGGGUUUAACCCACAUAGGAUUGCCCCAGCAGUUAAAAUCAGAUCAGUGAUUCCAGUUUGUGCAGCUCCACCAUCACCAAACAGACCCCAGGAAAUAGGAUCAAUCCCCUCAACAAGCCUAAAUACUGCUGCUUCUCCGUCUAGUUCAAUGUCCAUGGAAAUAGGAUCAACUGAGGUCUCAUCACCAGCCAGCUCAGUACUGUUCCAUAAGUCACAGCCAAUCUCUGACCAACUCAGUUCUGAGUUGAUGAAUCUACAAUUAACGAAGUAAAGCCAAAGAGAUCAUCUUUUCUAAUAUCAAGUGAUUAACCCAUUAUUAGCAUUUCUUGCAUGUUUUUAUCUCUUGGGUUGUCCGCUAAAUGUGUUUUUGGCCUUUGUAAAACCAUGGUUUUUCAUUUUUUUUCUCCCUUUUUCUUGUUUUCCUGGAUGACUUUUGCAUG
Molecule: messenger RNA, 2331 nt
Organism: Durio zibethinus
Lineage: Eukaryota; Viridiplantae; Streptophyta; Magnoliopsida; Malvales; Malvaceae
Molecular function (GO): double-stranded RNA binding
Source: RefSeq, a predicted model, not a curated record